AUGGAGUCUUCCAACGACGAGCGCCAGCAGGUUUCCAACAACCUCCCCGAUAUGUUCCGACCACCCGUCAACCGCGCGAUGCGCACCCUCGACCGGUCGUUCUUCCGCAAGACCGUGCCGAUCGCCGCUGCCAAGGUCUUCAAGAACUCGGAGAUCUCGAAAGUGCGCCAGGAGCUUCAUAAGGUGCGGGACUUGUUGGCUGUUCCGCGGUUGAGCUGCGUUCGCGAUUUGCAGGAGGAGGAUGGGGUUAAGAAGGCGCUUUUGCUGCGGGGGGAUUUGAGGCCCGAUGACAAGACGACAUGGUCUCCCACUAUUAAUGCGCUUGUUGAGAAGGGGACUGUUGAUGUGAUGCCUUAUGACUUGGUUUUGAAUUAUGAUUACUGGUCCUACGCUGAGAUUAUUGGCGCUAUUCUGCCUGAGAAGGAGAUGCAGGAGGUUCCUCAAGGGUUCACACAGGUGGGGCAUGUUGCACACCUCAACCUCCGCGAACAAUUUUUCCCGUAUAAAUUCCUUAUUGCCGAGAUCCUGAGAGAUAAAAACCCCUCCAUUCGCACCGUCAUCAACAAGAUUGAAGAUGUUGGUUCUCAGAGCCAAUUCCGUACAUUCCCAUUCGAGGUUCUUAUUGGUGAAAACGAUUUGAACGUUGUUCAACAUGAGCAGGACUGCGAGUUCCGAUUCGAUUACGCCCGUGUGUACUGGAACAGUCGCUUGGAGACAGAGCACCGACGACUUGUUGACAAGUUCAAGCCGGGCCAGAUGGUCUGCGACGUUAUGGCCGGUGUUGGGCCGUUCGCCGUUCCUGCGGGCAAGAGGAAGAUCUUUGUGUGGGGCAAUGAUUUGAACCCGCAUGGAUACGAGGUCAUGCAGGAUGCUAUUGUGCGGAACAAGGUCUCUGACUUUGUGACGCCUUUUAACUCAGAUGGUCGGGAGUUCAUCAAGACGUCGGCUAAGUCUCUGUUGGAAGCCGAACCAGUUACUGUCACUAUUAAGCCCAAGGUUAAGAGCCGCAGUGAUAAGAAACGCAAGAUUGAGGAGGGUAAGGAGGUGGUUGAGCCCCCAGCCGAGGUGUAUACUCGUCCGUCCAUUGUGGACCACUACGUCAUGAACCUGCCUGCCACUGCCAUUGAUUUUGUCGAUGCCUUCCAGGGUGUCUACGCUGGCCAUGAGGAGCUUUUCGCACCGAACACUGCUCAACUUCUGCCCAUGGUCCAUGUCUACUGUUUCUCGGGUCAUUCUGAUAACGAGGUGGACGAUCACAUCGAUAUCUGCCAGCGGCUGUCUGAGCGCAUCGGGUACACCAUCACCCACGAAGACCGAGUUGGAGGCAGUGGUAACGAAGCCAUUGAACUAGCGAUCCAUAAUGUUCGACUGGUGAGCCCGAACAAGCAGAUGUUCUGUGCUAGUUUCCGUCUGCCGGCAGAGGUUGCGUUCCGGAAGGUAUAG
Molecule: messenger RNA, 1443 nt
Organism: Penicillium pulvis
Lineage: Eukaryota; Fungi; Ascomycota; Eurotiomycetes; Eurotiales; Aspergillaceae
Gene: trm5
Product: tRNA (guanine) methyltransferase
Exons: 4
Coding region: 1-1443 (480 amino acids)
Biological process (GO): tRNA N1-guanine methylation; mitochondrial tRNA methylation
Cellular component (GO): cytoplasm; mitochondrial matrix
Source: RefSeq, a predicted model, not a curated record